GCGGCGGCCGUACGUGUGUGUGCGUGCGUGCGCGCGACUUCUACGACUUCGUUCGGCCCGACCGUCGCGGUGCGCCUCCCGUUCAUACCUGCGCUGGCGGUGAUCGCGGGAUUGCGCGCGCAGUGCAGUAGCUAGCCUGUCGCCCUCGGUCGCCGUCCCGGUGUCUUCGCGCUCCCUUCAUCGAGUCCAACGGCGCCGGCCGCUCUUGGAGCGGUGCACUUUUUCCUCGUUUCUUCAACUCGCCGUUGUGCUCAAACGUCGUCGACGGUUUGUCGUCGUCCGCACUGAUCUGACCUGUCCGAGUGCCGAUUUGCCUCCUGCCACUACUUUUUUUUUUUCUUUCUUUCUUUGAUGAAAUCUUGCGGUUCGUGCCUCUGUUGGUGUCGCCAGUGAAUCGGCCUCCAGCACCGGUGUGUGCGCGAGUCAGUGUUCUAUUUUUGUUUGUGUGUGUGUGCGUGUGUUUUGUGCGCGUGUGCUACCGGAGUUGUAAACAGGAUGGAUGCGUGAUCUGUGGUGGUGACCGCCCCCCAGUGCCUCUUCAUCGGCUGCGAUCUUCGCACCCGCCGCUUCUUGGAUUACGUGCCCCGCCUAUUGCACCCGUGACUCGAGCACGUGCUCCCUCUCGGACCCUGGACCCAGUUGUGAACGGCUGCUUCAUUGGCUUUGCAACUGUUCCAAGGCCGCGGGACACUUCUCACUGGUGGUCCCCCGAGGGUGCAGGCGAGGCGACGUGCUGAGAUCGUCGAGAGGGAUGCCACAUCGGACCCCCCUGAGUGCGCCCCAUCUGAAUAGAGGGCGCUGAGUAACCACACCGCUCCGCAUGUACGACCAGCAUGAGGACAACUGGGGAUACGAGAGCCUGUACACCAGCAUGGCCUGCGUUGACACUCGGGCCUCGGCCCGGACUCCCCGGGAGCUUCUCUACGGGGACGACGACGAGGACUGCUGCGACGUUGCCUCGCUGCCUGAGGCCGUCGGAGCAGGACUCUCUGACAGGACGUUGUCGGAGUACCGGCUUCCCAAAUGUGACCCAUCUUUGGAGGGUUGGUCUGAGAUGAGCGUGGUCACCAAUGUAGUUCUCAAAAAGCGGAGGAAGCCGGAAAACAAACCCCAGUCGCAGUUAAAAAACGAACACUCGCAAGAAUGGGUUUGCGGCUCUUCCCCCGCUAAAGAAGGAACAUUAAAACACUCGAAGAAGGAAAGGGGAUUGGAAAAAAACACUGCAAAAAAACACACACAACACAGAAAGCCUGGAAAAAUGAUGUUACCAGUCUUAGCUAGGAAGAAGUGCCUUAAUGAGAAGCACCGGCGGGAGCAGGAGAACGUCUACCUGGAGGAACUAGCAGAACUGAUCUCUGCUAGCCUGUCUGACAUGAAUUCCCUGUCCGUCAAGCCAGACAAGUGUGCCAUACUGCAGGAGACGGUCAACCAGAUUCGCCGGAUCAAGCAGCAGGAGGCGAGUGGCGGCGGAGGCCUUGGCGAGCUGCAGCAGAGUGAGGUGUCGUCGAGCAAGCCGACCAUCCUGGGCAGUGACGUGCUGGGGCCCUUGCUCCUCGAGGCGCUGGACGGGUUCCUGUUUGUGGUCAACACCGAGGGGCGCAUCGAGUUUGUGUCGGAAAACGUCUCGUCCUUCCUGCAGUACGGCCAAGGGGAGCUGGACGGCACGAGCAUCUACAACAUCCUGCACCACGGCGACCAUGGCCGCUUCAGCAGCAAUCUGCUGCCCAUGUCGCUGGGCGCCAAUGGCCUGGGCUGGACCGAGGCCGGUGGCAAGAGCCGCUCGUUUCAGUGCCGCUUCCUGCUGCGCCCACCCGACGCCGAGGACAAGCAGAAUAGUGCGCGCAUCGCCCCCCUCUACGAGAAUAUGCACAUCUCUGCCAUCUUCCUGCCCUACCCCAACGGCUCCGGCACGGGAGGCGCAGGCAGCGGCGAUGAAUCCGGCGCAGACUCCGAAGUGCAAAACUGCCUGGUCUGUGUGGCUCGCCGUAUCCCCGCGAACGAGAAGAUUCCAGCCUCUGUAGGUGUGGAGCAGUUCACGACACGCCUCGACCUCAGUGGCAAAAUUCUUGCUGUCGACACCAGUGGUGUGUCGUCGACGUACAGCCAGUACCUCAACAAGUCCCUCGUGGGACGUGUGAUCCAGGAGCUCUGUGAUUCCAGGGAUCUCCACAAGUUGGAUCAGCAUCUUAAAGAGACCCUCCAGCAGGGUCAGCACACGAGCGCCAUUUACCGGCUUCAGGUGACGCCCGACAAGUCUCUGCUAGUGCAGACCAAGAGCAAGCGCUUCAACUACAACCAGGUCACGAGUGAGCCAGAGUUCAUCAUGGCCACCCACUCCAUCAUCCGGGACAGCGAGGCCCCGUCCCCGGAUGAGCUGAGCAGGGUUCCGACACCAGUCAACGGGGCACCCUCCUCCUCGUCAUCGGGCCCUGCCCCCAGUGGUAGCGGAGGCACCAGUGGCGGUGUGGUAGGGACCGUGGUGACUAGUGGACCCCCGUCAGUGUCUGCCGCGGGUGGGAGCACUGCGGCCGCUUUCUUUCACCUGAGCCCCUCUUCUUCGGGAGGCAGCCAGGACUUUAACCUGCUCUCCAUGGAGAUGUUCCCGUCCACCUCCUGGCCUGAGGAGGAAGACCUCUCUUCGGCACACACGCCUAAGGGUGGCAAGAGCGUGGCCGAUGAUGGUGACGAUGAUUACGGCUCCUCGUCCUUGCCACCCCCUGCAUCGACGCCAGGGGCUGUGAGUGCUCCCUCGCCCUACACUACCGGGGGCACAACCUCGUCGUCGGAGGACGGUGGGGCGCAGAAGCUGCGCAACCUGCUGACCCAGGGCCUCGGUGGGGGUGGCGGUGUGAACGACGAGACGGACGCCCCGAGCAGCAGCCGGUCGGAGAACGUCAUCCUUCGAGAGCUCCUCAACCAGGACGACGAGGAGGAGCGGCAGGAGGGGAACAACAUGCUCAGACGGGUGAGCAGGAAACGCCCAGCACUCCGUCAGUUGCUGAAUAGCGAGGACAAUGGGGACAAGAGUUUCCGCAGGUCACAGGAUCUGCUCAUUCAGCAGCUGCUCAAGGCCGAGUCGCCCGACAAGCCCGAGGGUGCGGAAGAAGGCGGCGCCAAGCGCAAAAGCCAAGGGGAUGGGCCGGAGGCUGAUCAGGCACCCAAGCGCCCCAACAUGACGGGCACGCGACCGCCGACGAUUGCCCGUGUCAAUAUCCCAAAGACCUAUGCCCAAAGCAUCCACCUCCAGUACCAGCGCGUGCCUUCAGGGAUCAUGCAGGGAGCAAGCGGCAUGUCCCUUAGUCCCGAGAUUAAGGCUCACCUCGCCGGCCAGAACCCGAUGCUGGCAUCAAUGCUGGCGCAGACGCCACGGCCUGUUCCCUCGGUGCCAACGUCCAUCGCCAACUCGAUCGUGUCGCAGCUGCCCCAGGAGCGGCUGCCCAAGAACCUCGAGAAGAAGCUCAUCCACACGCCGCCGACACCUGGUGGACUGUUGCAGCCGCAGCAGCAGCAACAGCAGCAGCAGCCGCAGUCGGUGAUGAUCAAGCAGCCACAGCCCGGUCGUCCCACUUCCCUGCUUGGUCUGGGUCCACAAGAAUCCAGCGCAAUGACGCUUCAGCAGCAGCGUUCCUUUGGUGGUGGCGGUGGCCUCAUCCAGCAGCAGCAACAGCAGCAGCAGGGCUUUCUCAGCAAGAUUCUCAUGAACAGCCCAGAUUCAACUAGGCGCGCUGUGCAGCUGGCGCAGCAGUCAUCUCAGGCUUAUCUGCCGCACACGACGAGCACGGCAGGGUCCAGCUUUAUCACGGCCGCGAGUGGUCCGGGUGCAGUGCUGUCGGAGCUCCUCAAUGAUUCGCGCAUCCCGGCCAGUAUUGUGAAUGCAGUCAACUCCUCAUCCGCAGCGUCGCUCUCCGUGGCUGCCGCAGCGGGGGGCGCAUCAGCUGACCAGCUGCUGUCGCAAGUGCUGGAUGAUGUGUGGAGCCUGCAACAGGAGCUGCAGCCGGGUGUGGAAACGACGACAGCCUCGGAGGAGACGGUGCUACUGCGACUGCUUGAGGAAGUCCUGGAUGGUCCGCAGCAGGCGCAGCCCUCGCAGGGGCCGCAGGGUGGUCCGCAGGGACAGCCCGACCUGAGUGAAAAGAUGGCCAUCAGUGCCAUCCAGCAGCAGCUGAUGAGCUUCGAGUCACAGUCCCCGCAGCAACAGCAGCAGCAGCAGCAGGCUCCUCUAUACGCGGGGCCCGGGUCCUCCGCAUCUUACCAGGCAGCUCCUCCUCUGUACAGCAACACAGCUGCUCAGAGGCUGCGAAUGGCUUCCCAACAGCCGCAGCCAGGUCAGCAGCAGCAGCAGCAGCAACAGCAACAAGGGCUGCGCCAGUAUGCUCCCAGUGUGGCCAGCAUGGCAGGCGUGUCUCCGCAGAUGCGGCGCAACCUUCUGGAGCGCCGGCAGAAGAUGUUCCUGCAGCAGCAGCAGAAGCGUUUGCUGGCUCAGCAGCAACAGCAGCAGCUCACCAUGCAGACGCAGCAGCAGCCGCCCGACACGUUCGGACCAGAGAGCAUCAACGAGCUGUUGAACCACGGCGUGGCACCACCCAACAUUGCCAUUCAGCACAGCUACCACCUGAGCCAGGCACAGGGCAGGGACCUGCAGGAGAGAAUGAUGAAGAUAUUCAGACCGAGAGGUGGAAUGUCUGGUGGUGAGGCGCCGCAGCAGCUGUCCCCACGGUUUGGGGGUGUGCUCAGUCCUCCUCAGCAACAGCCCCAGCAGCUGUCUCCAGGGCAGCGGUACUCGCCCCAGCAGCCGCAGCCACAGCAGGGAGGCGGCUUCCCUAGUCCAUACCCAAGUCCCGGCUCCCCUCACUUGGGCUCUCCCGGCGGUGGUGGGGGCAAUGGGCCCCCCCAGUGGUCCCCACGGCCCCAGGCUGCGUCCCUCCAGCAGCAGAACCCCAUGCUCAAUGCCCAGCUCUCACAGGGUACAUUCGGCGCGCAGCAGCAGCAGCAGCAACAGCAGCAGCAGCAGCAGCAGGCGCGCUUUGUGAGCCAGGCACGGCAACCUCAGCCCCAGCCCCAGCAGCAGAUGGCUGGAGGGGGCCUGCGGCCAGCGGCCAGCCCAGGGGCCGGCCUGUCUCGAAACCCGUCGCCCUUUGGGGAGCAGUUUCCCUUUGCUCCAGCCAACAGGGGCGGGCCCUCCCCUGGUCCUCCUCCCCAGCACGGUCGCCUGCAGAGGGCCAUGUCUGUGCCAGCGGCUGCUCGGGUGAACUCUCCGCGGACACCGCAGCAGCAAUCGCAGCCUCAGCCUGGCUUUGGGGGUGACCCACUCCUCUCUCCACCGGGGCCCCAGAUGUCACCGGGGAGUGCGUACGGGGCCGCACCUGCGUCGGCAGCGCCCGUCUUUGGUCUGGACGCUUCCUCCCAGUUCAACUUUGAACAGCACUCCCUUCAUGGGUUUGGAUCCGACAGGAGCCGAGUCGGGGGCAGCAUGCCGUCUGAGUAUGUACGCCAGGAACUCAGGGCCAUAGUUGGAGCCCGCACACAGGGACAGCAGCAGCAACAACAGCAGCAGCAACAGCCUCAGCAGCAGCAGGCUCUGCAGCAACAGGGGGGCGGUGUCCGGGGCAGUGGUGGGGGCUCCCUCUCCCAAGCAGACCUCGAAGCCCUGGGCCUUCAGCUGGAGCUGGGGGGCGGACCUUCAGAGCCUGGCUCCCCCCUCUUCCCAAUGCUGGCACCCUCAGACACUCCGCCAGCACAGCCUACACCCAGGGUUGAUGACAAGCCUAGCAGCGACCAGCGCAAGAGUUUGCUGCAGCAACUGCUCUCGGAGCCCACCUAGGGGCAGCUGGCCGGAGAAGACGCUGCACACCGCUGGCUGCCGACAACUGCUCGGCGUGGCCUAGCCAGUGGAUGAAGACGUCUCUCCCUCUUGUGUGUGUGCGUGUGUCGUGUGGAUGUGUGCUGUACUGCGAGCACCGGCAAGCUCUCACUCUGCAUUGACAGUGGUGUUAGUGGCUGCAGUGGUGGUUGGGGGAGGAAAGUGCAUCAGCAGGACAGCGACUUUUGUUUGUUGUGGUUGCCGCUGCAAACUGCUCUUCAUCGUCCCCCCCCGCUGCAACACGGCACCUGCCAGUGGGACACCAGUGUGUGCCGCGGAGCAGUGCCGGAACGCCCCUUUGUGGAAGUGCGGUGUCGUUCUUGUUCUUGUUGUUCCUCCUCCUGUUCCGCCGCCAGUGUGUGUGUGUAUGUGACGAAGAAACUGACCAUGACGGCGGCGGUGUUACGUGACUUGACUCUCUUGGAGAAAGGAACUGCCGUGGCAAGGAGGACUAUUCUCAAGCCCACCGCUCCUCAUUUUUUUGUACAUAGGUGUAAAGCAACGCCGUGCGUGCGCCCAUCCUCAGCAGUGUGAUCAUGACACAAGACUGCUUCUCUUUAUUAUUUUUGCUGCCGCUGCAAGUGUAGUUUAGGGAACAGUGUUUUCUUGUUUUCCUCCUCUCCUGCCCUUCCCACUACACACAGUGACUGUUACGGACGACGAUGACUAUGUGGGUUACUCUUAUUUUUUCUUUCCCCUCCUCUUCCUAACUGCACUCAGCCUUGCCUUUCUUGCUCCUGCAGUGGCACUUGUUAACUACUAAGAGUUGUUUUUUUUGCUCACCCCUGUUUUCAGAUCCACUUCAUUAUUUGUUUUCUUUAGCAUUCUGUCGCCCCUCUCGGCUAUACGUGUAGUGUCUUCUUUGCGUGGAGUCGUUUUCUCACCUUUUUUCUUCCCUUCCCCUUUUAGAAAAACGUCCGCGUCCCCCCCUCUUCUUUCUUUGUUAUUGUUGAAGUGCACAUCUUGUGUGCUUUUUGCCGCUCUCUCUCAGUGCAUUCCUCUGCACCUGUGAUUAGUCUUUCCCUCACUCUUAGCGGGUCAUCGAGACGCGGGGCAGAGGUCGUCGGCUUUCUCUGCUGUCCUUCCUUCAACCAAACUAUGGUGGCAGCAGUCAUGGCGUUGAGACAAAUCUUUCUUCCUGUCUGACCUGCUAAUCUUCAUUGUUUGAGCAAAAGAAGCACAGUCCAUCAUCUUUACUUUAGGGGCUUGUCAUUUCCAUAGCGCUUUCGCCAUUUCGCAGCAACCUCCGUUGUUUGUGUGAAUUGUUUUUUAAGGCGGGGUGAAGAGAAGGGCCUGGUGAGCGGAAGGAGGUUGUUUUCCGCUGGCAGUGUGUUGAUAUUGAGUAGUAGAGCUGUUGACGAAGGAUUCUGUGAUGGCAAAAGAAAAAAAAAAGCACUUGGGGGGAGGAGGUUUUGUGAAGCACAGCGUUCUGUCCAGUGGACGGGGGGGGUGUUGCAAGCAUGUCUUUUUUGUUUCCUUUAUGAAUGAAAGAGGGGGCUGGGAUUUGUUGCGUGGUCGUCGUUCCAUUGUUGCAUUGUUUUCACCCGUUUCUUCUUUUCCCUCUUUUUCUUUCCUUUCGUCGUAGUGUUUGCUUUCUUAGUUAAGGACGUUUUGCAUUGCCACUCGCUACUCCAAUCUGGCCGACAUACACAUAUAGUGUUGUUAUCACCACCCACAAUCUAAGCACAAUUUGCACCCCCCCUCCCCCAUUUUGAGGAAGUGGGGCCGUCUACCUCACUGGCCACACAUCAAGUGCGGCGUCGUCUUGUGCAGAUUUUUUUCUUCCCCCAAUCCUCGUAAUCCUAUUUGUUGUGCCCCACACCCUCUGGGCUCACUUUUGUUCUUCUUCUUUCCUUCUCUAUCAUGCCUCGUGUACAAAUUGCCGCUAGAAGGGGGGGCACGCCUCAGCUGUCCUCCACUUUCGGCAGCAGAGAUUGAUAGCCGUUUUAUUGACUGCGACAGGCGGUGCAAGGUGCGUGGAUGGGUUGGGGGUUCUUGACAUUUGUAGUUGGUUGCGAGGGUUUGUUUUUUGAUGUUUCCCUUGCCACGUGCACUGGCAUUGUAGUUGUUUAAAAAAAAAAAGAGUGCAUGUUGACGGAAGCUGCAUGAUGUCUCGCAGAGCUUCCCAUUGUGUAAAUGGUUUUACUGUGUGGGUUCCUGGCUCACGGGGAAGAGUGCUUGCUCAUCCAAUGGAGGCAGAGAAGAAGCUGUUCCUUCCGUGGUGCUGAGGGCUAAUUUGAAUGCCUGGAUGGUCGCAGUUUUGACGCCCCUCACGUGCAGGGAGAAUUGCUGUUGUGUUUCUGAUUACGGUGCGAGCUUUGGUUUGCAGUGUUUGACAGAUGAAAGGAAGCUUAGCUUCCUGCGUGGCACGUGACGUUGAAUGCGACUAUAGGCUGCAGCGCAGCGCUCGACUUGGAGGUACCUACGGGCAUUUUCACUUAGGGGUGUGCAUUGCCGGGAAUGGUUGCGGGACGGCAGAGGGCACUGGUGAAGUUUGUUUCGUCUUUUUCUCCUCUGCCUGUCGCUAACUGCGUAAGCGAUGCUCACUCACGAGAGGCCCUGUGCUGAUACUCGGCCGCAAACGGGAAGUAGAUGUGCGUGUGGCUACCCCGGCACCCUGCAUACUUUUAUUGCGAACUGGGCGCUUGGAUGUUUUUCAGGCUGCUUGGCGUAAUGCUGUGAUGGUCUUCUCAGGCAGGAGUCGCAACUUAAGAAAAAAAAAUACCAGGCAGAUAGCUAGAGUAAAAAAAAAAAGGAAAUAGCGUUGGAUAAUUUCGUCGCGUGCCUUUUUCUCUUAACCAGAAGUACUAUGGUCUGGGUGGGGGAGCCAAGUGAGCCCACCCUCUGUGUUGAAAAAGAUAUAUACAUAUAUAUAGAAAAAAAAGGGGGGUCAGCAAAUGAGUGCUGUGCACGAGGGGUGGUGUUUUGCCGUGCUGUUGUCAGUGGUUGUUUUUCUUUUUCCACUUGCUCUCUCUCUCCCUUCCCUUUCUUUUUCUAGUAAAUAUUAUAUGAAUCAAUAUACAUAAAAUAUAUAUAUAUAUAUAUUAGAUACAUAGUCAUUUAUAUAUGUGUUAUGAAGGGGCAGAGGAGAGGCACUUUUUUGGGGCAACGGCUUAUAAUAAGCAAAAUGACGAGAAGAAUAAAGAAAAACUUACCAAGCUUAUAUAAUAGUCAUGCUGUGACAAGAGUACAAGUGGUGUCUUUCCUUCACAAGGUUCAGCCCUGACCAAGGUGCUUGCUUUUUUUUUUUUUUUUUUUUUCCGGAUGGCUUUUAUUGUAAAUUUCUUCCAGUUGGGCUGUCGUCUAGACGCAGUUGGUUACUUGGGUGUGGUAGCGUUUUUGUUACCCUAGGGACAUGAUAACGUCUUUCUGGUGGCAUUCUUUCAGGGUGCACAGACAGGAGAGAGAGAGAAAAAAAAUUAAAGGGAAAGAGGGAACGAGAAAACUGUCCACAUGCCUGCCUAAACGUUUUUGAGAAGCAGCUCAAAACAAAGAUGUCCGCUGCUGCCGGAGCUAUUUCCUUUUUUCUCUACAUCUAGGGCCUUAAAAACAACUGUUACUAUUCUGCUACUGCGUUAAAGAUACUAUAUAAAUAUAUAUAUAUACACACACAAGACAGAGAGGAAAAGACAGAGGAAAUAUAUAUCUAUAUACAUAUAUGUGUGGCCAUUUUGUGUUGCCCACUUGGGACCGAGGGGGAAAAAAGAUGCUAUUUCUCUGCUGAUGUUCUUUGAGACUAAACAGAUUUAAGAGAAAAAAAAACUUAGCGCGCAGAGUGUUUUAUUGAUAUUUUUGUAAUUUGUGAUGGGCCUGCAUGACGAGUCUCUCUCUCUCCCCCCUUGGAAUAUCCCUCCUUUUAAAAAAGUUCGUAGGCUUUGCAUGGCAAGCACUACAUUUCUUUUUUUCCUACCCCUCUUCACGCUGCAGCUAGGGUUUGUCUCGGCUUCCAUUUUAGCGGCCUUGAUUUUGUAUUUUACAGCGUCUCGGUCUCAAUUGGCCUGCUUUUUUGGCUUUGAAGCGUAUUACUGGCUCGUGGACAGGAUUGGCCCACAUGGCCAGCCAGCCACUGGUGAGCUUAAGGGCGUUCAGUAAAAGAAAGUUCGUAAGAAACCUGGGUGCGAGAGCAAUAGCUGUCCUGCAGUUCCAGGUCAUGUUUUAGGUGUGUUGUCUCGUUCACCUGCACUGCCCACUCUUUUCUUAAACUGCCACCAUUUGCCGUGACAGCUGUGCCCACCUCUCUUUAAGGAGUGAAUGGUGUGCCGACGCUGAAAACGAUGCGCUUGCCCGACUACUUAGUGUCUGAAGCCAGUGCUGUGUUUAGUGAAUGGAUUUUUUUUAGCUUUUUCUUUGAAGCUGUGUUUAAGGAAGUUGGCGCUGUGCAUUGUAAGAGCCGUACAGCGUGGCAUGCUGCGCAAUUGUCCGCAAUGCGAGUGUGCCGAGAAAGCUGAGCCCGUGGUUGUGGUGGAUUUUGGUUAAAACAAUCUCAGGACCUUGUUUGAGUGUCAACGAAAUUGAAAGGAUCGCUCCCCGGCCCCCCACCCUUCUUUUGUACAGCAUUGUCUGAAGAUUGCCUGCGUAGGUCUCCGCUGUUAUGACUGAUCUCGAUUGUCAUCUUCUUUGUUUGCCGAGCGUCCCUUGACUUGAAGCUGCUGUGAUGCCGUUGAUGAUUGCGAGCAGAGUUUUGGAGAAAGUGCUGUCGUUGGGGCCGUAUGUUUAUGCCAGGCUUGAUGCAGCCGUGACCGCUGUAUUUGGCUCUGCUGUUGUGAAUUGCAGCUUUGUUGAUGUGGCAGUUUUUUUUUUUUUUUGUUUUUGUCGUACGUUAACUUCAGUUCAAUCGUGGCCACCUUCUUCAAAUGUAUUAUGUUGUGCAGUGAUGGUUCAACCAUCAUUAUUGUAAUAGUUGGCUUGCACUAUGAGUUAGUGCUAGAAGCAUGUUCAAGAUUAGGUUGAGCCAAAUCAGGUUUGAACAUAAAGCGACGUGUCUGCUAGGAUUACUUUCAAAACUCCCCCCAUGUUUAAAGUAGUCGUGGCUGUAGCGUGGCAUAAACAAUUCUGCCCUCGUGCGUGGACUGGUGUAGUACUGGCAGAAGACAGCAGCGACACUUGUCUCCCUGGCAGGGCUCUCGAUCUCGUGCGUGGAUGUGUUCGGGCUUACGUGUGCACACAAAGGAACGUUGACAGCUGGCACAUGCACAGUGGCAUUAACUGUUCCACGUUUCCGUUAUGGUUUUGCACCUCUUGCAACAGGUGGGCCAUACUUGUCUGUUGCAGGUAAACCAGCUUGUCUAUCGGUUAAUGUUUAAGAGCGAAGCGCUUUCUUCGGAACUCGACGCGUCACACUGCACCGUUCUCGCAAUCUCAGGUGCAAAUGGUGCCGUCUACUUAAAGGUACGCACUUUUUGUCUCGCUGUUCCGUGGCACUGUGCCCAGUCCGUGUUCUGUCGCAUCGCUUGGCAUAGUUUUCAGUUGCGCACUUUUGUCUGGGCACAUAGUAAGGAGGAUUCAGCUCAAUCACUGUUGAUCUGUCCGUGAGAAUCGCACUGGUUAGUCAAUGCGCGGAUUCACGCAGGCCGUGUUUCCAGGGGCUAGUGGAUGGAGGGAAUGGUGGGAAGUGGAGCAGGCAUUGCAUGUGGUCGUGGUGCCCACGAGGUGUGGUGGAAUUGUCAAAUGAGUGUCGCCGCUGUCUACUGCCAUUACGCGAAGGAGGAUGUGAUGAACGCAUCUACUUUAAUUUCAUUUUGCCAGGAUGCUAUACACAUAGUGGUCAUGCCUGCUUUUGUUGCUGCCAUCGUUUGCAAGGCCGUUGUGUACAUUUCCUUUUUUUUAAUUCCCGCCGCGUGCGCACGUGUUAGCUCUGUAUGAGAAAGAAGGUUGUUGUUUUUCCUCCACGCGUGCGUGUAUUUUUCUGCCCCUCGUGUACAGUGAUGAUGGCGAUGUUCGCCGCCCCCUCCUCCCUCCCUUCCCCCUCACCCCACCUGCCAAGGCUGUGUUUAUCUCCUCCCCGUGUGUGCAUGUGCGCGUUGAACUUUUUGGCCAGCACGAUGUGAGGGGCGUCUAUUAGUCUCUUAACCUUAAAAGAAAUAAUGUUGUAUUAUACUUGUCUUUAUCGUUGAAGAGGCAAAAAAAAGCAGAAGCAUUGUGUAGUAUACGGAAAGAAAAAAAAAAGAUAGUGUUCUUGAUUUGUGGCAAUGCACUGUGAGUUUUUUGUUGUAUACAAAAUAAUAUACUAUUAAACAGCAUGUAACAAAUUACAUGUGAAAGCAAGAAAGCGA
Messenger RNA from Dermacentor silvarum, 12132 nucleotides. Its product is annotated as nuclear receptor coactivator 1-like. Gene Ontology annotation, biological process: positive regulation of transcription by RNA polymerase II; cellular response to hormone stimulus. The record is from RefSeq and is a predicted model, not a curated record. Lineage: Eukaryota; Metazoa; Arthropoda; Arachnida; Ixodida; Ixodidae. The transcript has 29 exons. Gene Ontology annotation, molecular function: protein dimerization activity; nuclear receptor binding. Gene Ontology annotation, cellular component: nucleus. The coding region runs from base 821 to 5821 and encodes 1666 amino acids.